This is a messenger RNA of Brassica napus (rape), 1354 nucleotides long. Its product is annotated as jasmonate O-methyltransferase. The record is from RefSeq and is a predicted model, not a curated record. Bases 84 to 1265 code for a protein of 393 amino acids. NCBI's taxonomy places the organism in Eukaryota, Viridiplantae, Streptophyta, Magnoliopsida, Brassicales, Brassicaceae. The transcript is spliced from 4 exons. Gene Ontology annotation, biological process: methylation. Gene Ontology annotation, molecular function: S-adenosylmethionine-dependent methyltransferase activity.
CUCUUUCGUUAUAUAUAGCGACCCAACAUCACUUGUUAUCAUCAUUUACCUUCUGUCUUAGAAAGAGACAUAGAGAGAGAGAAAUGGUAGUAAUGCAAAUUCUUCACAUGAACAAAGGAAAUGGUGAAACAAGUUAUGCCAAAAACUCCAUCGUUCAGAGCAACAUAAUAUCUCUAGGCAGAAGGGCAGUGGACGAGGCCUUGAAAAAACUAAUGUUGAGCAAUUCAGAUAUUUCGAGUCUUGGAAUCGCUGACUUAGGUUGCUCCUCCGGUCCCAAUAGUCUCUUGUCUAUCUCUAACAUCGUAGACACAAUCCAAAACGUGUGUCUUGACCUUGACCGUCCUGUCCCUGAGCUCAAAGUCUCUCUCAACGACCUCCCUAGCAACGACUUCAACUACAUAUUUGCUUCUUUGCCGGAGUUCUAUGACCGGCUCAAGAAGAGAGACGACAAUAAUAAUGAUUGCUUAGGUUUUGACCGCAGAGGAGAAGGACCGUGUUUUAUAUCGGCGGUUCCUGGCUCUUUCUACGGACGUUUGUUUCCUCGCCAGAGCCUUCACUUUGUUCAUUCUUCUUCUAGUUUGCACUGGUUGUCUCAGGUUCCAUGUGGUGAGGUGAGCAAGGAAGAUGGAGUGAUCAUAACAGCUGAUUUAGACAACAAAGGGAAAAUAUACCUAUCCAAGACAAGUCCUAAGAGUGUACAUAAAGCCUAUGCUCUUCAGUUCCAAUCCGAUUUCUUGGUGUUUCUUAGAUCGCGAUCCGAGGAGGUGGUUCCUGGAGGACGAAUGGUCUUAUCGCUCUUAGGUAGAAGCUCACUGGAUCCUACAACCGAAGAGAGUUGCUAUCAAUGGGAGCUCCUAGCUCAAGCUCUCAUGUCCAUGGCAAAUGAGGGUAUCAUCGAAGAAGAGAAGAUCGAUGCUUUCAACGCUCCUUACUAUGCUGCGAGCUCCGAAGAGUUGAAAAUGGUGAUCGAGAAAGAAGGUUCUUUUUUGAUUGAUCGACUUGAGGUAAGUCCUGUUAAUUGGGAAGGUGGGAGUGUCACCGAGGAAAACUAUGACAUAUUACGAUCCAAACCGGAAGCCCUAGCUAGUGGAAGAAGAGUGGCUAAAACAAUUCGAGCUGUGAUAGAGCCGAUGCUAGAACCUACAUUUGGUCAUAAUGUGAUGGACGAACUUUUUGAAAGGUAUGCAAAAAUAGUGGGAGAGUACUCAUAUGUGAGCUCACCUCGAUACGCUAUUGUUAAUAUUUCGCUCGUAAAGAUGGGUUGAUCACUUGUACUUUUUAAUUAAUGGAGUAUUGUAACAUUGUCACUUGCUUCAAGAAUAAAUAUAAAUAAAAUGUGUGAUUUUCAUGGAAA